Messenger RNA from Caenorhabditis angaria, 7261 nucleotides. NCBI's taxonomy places the organism in Eukaryota, Metazoa, Nematoda, Chromadorea, Rhabditida, Rhabditidae. The record is from the annotation of a GenBank genome assembly.
AUGAGGGUACCUCGUGGUAUAGGAAUCGUAUUCAUAGCCACAAUAUCAUUAGCACUGGUUGCUGCUUUGAUUCUUGUGAUUGUUUUGGUUUCACGAGGUUCAGAUCCAAGUCAGUUUUUUCUUACAUAUAUUCCGAUUUUCAUGAUGAUUUUAAAGGUACGCUUCCAUCAAGAACAAUAACAAUAGGAUUAUGUAACGGAGUUGAUGGUUAUUCUUCAGCUUCGAGUAAAUCAUUCCGAUUUAAACGUGACGUAUCUGGAUGUAAUUUUGAUACGGUAAGUUUAAGUUGAAAUAUAUUCCAAGUAAAAUAUCUGUCAAUUUUUGAAACAUAUUCAGAUCAAACAAAAUGCAUCAUCAUUUUUGCAACAAGCUGAUAGUACAAGUCAAUAUCGUAUUAUGAGUUAUUCAUCGGAUUCAACUGUAAGUCAUAAGUUUUUCUAUUGACGAUGAGUACUACUUUUGAAAAAUUCCAGAUUUCUGAACCUGUCUCUCAAACUGUUGCUCUCUCAUAUUUGCAAUCUCUGAUCAUCGGCACAUCCAAAGGAAUCAGUCAAUCAAGGUAUUUUCUGACAUUAAGAUUUCUGAAAAUCAAUCAAUUUCAGAGCUAUGCAAUCAUAUCAAUCAUUAACCGAUACUGGCACCAAAGAUUUGGUAUUCUUCGCGCCAUGUUCAACAGAUUAUGCGUGAGCUUAGCGUUUAAUUUUCCAGGUGAAAAUUAUUUUUUCAGUGAUUUUGAUACCGAUAAGACAAACAUCACAAACGUUUUGAAUGCGGUUGAUAAAAAUGAAAAAUAUGUUAUUAUUUCAACAACUAUGAAUGCAUCAGCUAUGAAUCAAGUUUAUGGAGAGAAUAAUCAUAAUAUUGCAAAUGAUGUGACUAAUAUCACUCAAUCAAUUAACAGUGCACUUGGAUUAACAAGUAAGAUUUGGUGGGCGGGAAAAGGGGUUAAGGUUGUGGAUUCGAAAAUUAUAAUUUGAACUCUACAUAAAUUAGAUCUACAUAUAUGUAGAUCCAAUUUGUCAAGGAAUCGUCCCUUCAAAACUUCUAUGCCAAGUAGUCCAGCUUAGAGAAGCUAGUUCUCCAGUAGCCUCGCCUAUUGAGCGUAGUGAGCUACUUUUGAGCUCAAAAAAUUCCGAUUUGGUUUUUAUCUAAAAGUUUACUCUGGCUGACAAUUGUGAUUAGUGUUAGGAAACAAUUUAUCUCUGGCCUGAAAAUCCUGAAUUUUUAGGAAUCAAUAUAAAAUAUAUUUUAAAAUGUUUUAACAAAUCAUUUUUUCCAGCUACAACAACCCAAACGCCAUCAACGACAACUCCAACAAGUACGAAUCAGCAGAGCACCUCCAGUGAAGUUACCACACCACUCCCCACCCAAACCCCUCCCAUCACAUCCCGACCCAUCUCAAGCACCACCCAUGUCCCAAUUAAAACCAGUGUCAACCCCAUGACCUCAGCCCAUACCACAACAACUAAAAAAAGCCCAACAACUACCACCAAGGGAAAAUCUACGAUUACUAGUUCUACAAAAAAUGUGGCUACUUCUUCUAGUAGUGCUCCAACUUCGCAAUCUUUUUCAACUACGGUUGAAACAACAUUGAAAAGUUCCACUGUUCCUCAAACUAGUUCCUUACCAUUAACAUCGACUGCUGGACCAUCAAGUACUGUGAAGCAACAAACUUCGAGCUCUGUUUCUUUGAGUUCGACAACUAUCCUAACAAAAACAUCUACUGUAUCUCAAACCAGUUCAAUCGGAACUACGCCAUCUGGAAGUUCGACUUCUUCGAGCACCAUUCCAGUUGUAACAACAUCAGCAAGUGGAAGUUCAACCGUUCCAUCAACAAAAAAUCCAGGAACGACAGUAGUCAGCUCAACACCACAAUCAAGUUCAAUCGGAACAACUGCCCCUGGAAUUUCAACUAUUGUGUUAACUUCAACGCAAUCCACUCAAGCUGGUUCAAGUUCUGCGGGAACCUCUCCAGUAACAUCAACUUCUGGACCGCAAUCUAGUUCAGUUGGAACAACUGUUAUUGGAAGUUCGACAGCCUUAGCUGGUAGUUCGAGCCCUGUUCCGUCAACAUCGAUAGGAACAACUGUUUCUGGAAGUUCCACUUUUGCGUCAAAAUCAACGCAAUCCACGCAAGCUGGUUCAAGUUCCGCGGGAACCUCUCCAGCAACAACAGUAGUCACAUCAACUUCUGGGCCACAAUCUAGUUCAGUGGGAACAACUAACUCUGGAAGUUCAACGAUUUCUGGAUCUAGUUCAAGCCCUGUACCAUCAACAUCGAUUGGAACAACAGUAGUCACAUCAACUUCUGGACCGCAAUCUAGUUCAGCCGGAACUACUAUUUCUGGAAGUUCAACAUUCUCAGCUGGUAGUUCGAGUCCCGUACCAUCAACAUCUACAGGAACAACUGUUUCUGGAAGUUCCACCUUUGCUUCAACAUCAACGCAAUCCACUCAAGCUGGUUCAAGUUCUGCGGGAACCUCUUCAGCCACAACAGUAGUCACAUCCACUCCUGGACCGCAGUCAAGUUCAGUGGGAACAACUUCUAUUGGUAGUUCAACAUCCUCAGCUGGUAGUUCGAGUCAUGUACCAUCAACGUCGAUUGGAACAACUGUUUCUGGAAGUUCAGCUCAAACUACCUCCGUGGGAACCUCUCCAGCAACAACAGUGAUCACAUCCACUCCUGGACCGCAAUCUAGUUCAGCCGGAACUACUAUUACUGGAAGUUCAACGAUCUCGGGAUCUAGUUCAAGCCCUGUACCAUCAACAUCGAUAGGGACAACAGUAGUCACAUCCACUUCAGGACCGCAAUCUAGUUCAGUGGAAACAACUAAUUCUGGAAGUUCAACGCUUUCUGGAUCAAGUUCAACUCCUGUACCAUCAACUUCAAUUGGAACAACAGUAGUCACAUCCACUUCUGGGCCACAAUCUAGUUCAUCUCAAACCACUGUUAUUGGAAGUUCAACGCUCUCUGGAUCAAGUUCAACAGUAUCAGGAAGCUCAUCUGGUACUACUCCUAGUAGUUCGACUAUAACUGGAUCAAGUUCAUCAACACCAGUCCUGACAACUAUUUCUUCUGGAACAACAGUUCCACAAUCUAGUUCAGCAGGAACCACUGCUUCCGGGUCUUCAACUGUAACACCAAUCGGAACAACAGUUUCAGGAAGUUCUACAGCAUCUUCACAAACGGGAACAUCAUCCGGAUCCACCCAAGCUGGAACCACCAAUUUGUACUCAUCAACAACUCCUGUUGGACAAUCAAGUUCAGCUGGAACAACAAUUCUAGGAAGCUCAACAUCAUCUAGUUCAACUCAAGCUGGAAUUACUGGAUCAUCGACAUCUUCUGGAUCCACCCAAGCUGGAACAUCUGGAUCUACAAUUCCCCAAUCCAGUACUACCACUUCCCUCUCUUCCACCACCCCAGAACCCACCCAAAUUUCCCAAAGUUCAACUUCUGGAUCGACAGCAUCGUCGGGCACCACAAUUGUAACAGGUGAAACAAAUUUGUGAUGUUUUUUGUGUUGUUUUCCACUUCCUUAAUUGUUCACAAUCUCUUUUCAACAAAAUACAUGUAGAAUAGAAUAUUAUCUGAAAAGGCUUCUGAAAUAUUCUCCCGAGUUACCUGUCGAAGUUCAAGCAAGUCUAGGAUUCUAACCGUUGAUUUUUCAGAGUCAACAUCUCCAAGUUCAAAUGCACCAACUUCUCAAAACCCAGUGACAAGCCAACCAUCAUCAGCGGCUCCAAUGACAUCAGUUCCAACUUCAAAACCAACCACAAAUGCUGCAACAACACAAUCUGUUCAAACAUCGACAGUUGCUGGAAGCACACAAGGUUCAACUCCAGUUAUCAGCAGUACAAUCUCAUCUAGUUCGGGAACUACAGUAGUUGGCUCAACCGCAGUGCCGAAUACUGGAAGCACUUCAUCGCAAUCUUCAACUGUCGCUGGAAGCACAAUCUAUCAAUCUUCAAGUUCGGGAACUACUGUAGCUGGUUCAACUUCUUUACCAAAUACCGGAAGUACUUCUUCACAAACAGCCGCUGGAACAACAGUUCAAGGAUCAACCACAGUGCCAUCAACUGGAAGUACUAACCAGCAAACAUCAACAGUUUCUGGAAGCACUGCAUCUGGUUCAACUAACAUGCCGAAUACUGGCAGCACAAAUCAACAAACAUCGACGGUUGCAGGAACUACUGUAACUGGUUCAACUAUCAUUCCGAAUACCGGAAGUACUUCUUCACAAUCAUCAACAGUUGCGGGAUCAACUGCAACUCAAGGAUCAACAACAGUUGCAGCAACUGGCAGCACAAACCAACAAACUUCGACCGUUUCUGGAAGCACUGUAGCCUCGUCAACUAUCUUGCCAAACACUGGUAGCACGCCUUCACAAUCUUCUACUGUUGCUGGAUCAACUGUAACUCAAGGAUCAACAACAGUUUCAGCCACUGGCAGUACAAAUCAACAAACAUCAACUGUUUCUGGAAGCACAUAUUCUGGUUCAACAGCUGCACCUAACACUGGCAGUACAAUUAUUCAAUCAUCCACAAUUUCUGGAAGCACAGUAUCUGGAUCUACUUUGGUCCCAGCCACUGGUAGCACAAAUCAACAAACAUCGACCGUUUCUGGAAGCACAUUUUCGGGAUCAACUGCGGCACCUGCUACUGGAAGCACAGUUAUUCAAUCCUCAACAGUCUCUGGAAGUACCGUGUCGGGAUCAACCGCGAGUGGAAGUACAAUCCAACAAACUUCAACCAUUUCUGGAAGCACAUAUUCUGGUUCAACAGCUGCACCGAACACAGGCAGUACCGUUAUUCAAUCGUCGACAUCUGCUGGAACAGGAUCAACAGCUGCCCCUAACACUGGAAGUACAAUUUCUCAAUCAUCAACAUCUUCCGGAAGCACAAUUUCAGGAUCAACAGCUGCCCCUAACACAGGCAGUACUGUUAUUCAAUCGUCGACAUCUGCUGGAACAGGAUCAACAGCUGCACCAAAUAUUGGAAGCACAGUCCAACAAACUUCAACCAUUGCUGGAAGCACAUAUUCCGGUUCAACCGCUGCACCAAAUACUGGAAGUACCAUUAUUCAAUCAUCAACAUCUUCCGGAACUACUGUAUCAGGAUCUACAAUUCAACAAACUUCAACAAUUUCUGGAAGCACAUAUUCCGGUUCAACAGCUGCACCAAACACUGGCAGUACUGUUAUUCAAUCAUCGACAUUUGCUGGAACAGGAUCAACAGCUGCUCCCAACACGGGAAGUACAAGCUCUCAAUCGUCGACAGUUUCUGGAAGUACCGUGUCAGGAUCAACCGCAAGUGGAAGUACAAUCCAACAAUCUUCCACAGUUUCUGGAAGCACAUACUCCGGUUCAUCCGCUGCUCCCAACACUGGAAGUACAAGCUCUCAAUCGUCGACAGUUUCUGGAAGUACAAUUUCGGGAUCAACAGCUGCACCAAAUACUGGAAGUACUGUUAUUCAGUCGUCGACAGCCUCUGGAAGUACUAUCUCGGGAUCAACAGCUGCUCCCAACACUGGAAGUACAAGCUCUCAAUCGUCCACAGUUUCUGGAAGUACCGUGUCAGGAUCAACCGCAACUGGAAGUACAAUCCAACAAUCUUCCACAGUUUCCGGAAGCACUAUCUCAGGAUCAACAGCUGCACCAAAUACUGGUAGCACAGUCAUUCAAUCAUCGACACCUCCCGGAAGCACUAUCUCAGGAUCAACAGCUGCUCCCAACACUGGCAGUACUGUUAUUCAAUCAUCGACAUCCGCUGGAACAGGUUCAACAGCUGCAAGUACAAUCCAACAAUCUUCUACUGUUUCGGGUAGCACAAUAUCAGGAUCAACAGCUGCGCCUAACACUGGAAGUACAAUUUCUCAAUCAUCAACAUCUUCUGGAAGCACUAUCUCAGGAUCAACCGCAACUGGAAGUACAGUCCAACAAUCAUCCACAGUUUCUGGAAGCACUGUAUCAGGUUCAACAGCUGUGCCUAACACCGGAAGCACAAUUUCUCAAUCAUCAACAUCUUCUGGUAGCACCGUUUCUGGAUCGACAGCUGUUCCUAACACAGGCAGUACUGUUAUUCAAUCGUCAACAUCUUCAGGAAGCACUGUAUCAGGUUCAACAGCUGUACCUAACACUGGCAGUACCAUUAUUCAAUCAUCGACCAUUUCUGGAAGCACUGUAUCUGGAUCCACUGUGGCACCAGCAACAGGUAGUACAAUCCAACAAUCAUCCACAAUUUCUGGAAGCACUUUAUCAGGUUCAACAGCUGUGCCUAACACUGGAAGUACAAUUAUUCAGUCAUCAACAUCUUCCGGAACUACUGUAUCAGGAUCGACAAACGUUCCAGUAACAGGAAGCACAUCUUCACAAUCAUCAACAGUUUCUGGAAGCACAGUGCAAUCGACAACUUUCUCUCCCACAUCUACACCUUUGCUUUCAACAACACCCGCAACACGUGAGUUAUUUUGCAAUUUCUAUUUCAAAAAAGUAAUUAUGUUCAUUUUUUCAGUGAAAAACAUCACUUGCCUCAUUUUAUUUGACGCCCUCACCGCUGGAAAUGAUAAAACCAUAAAUGAUGCGGUAAAUUUCAAAAACAAAUCACUGAAGUAAAAUCACGACAUGUUACAGAAUCGAGCUUUUGCGAAAUCAGUCGGAGAUCGUUUGUUCAAUGUUUCCAAUUUUGCUGGACAAAUGUAUCAAUUUGGAUAUAGUAAUGAUUUAACAGAUGAGGGUAAUCCAGAAUGGAAUGCUUAUGAUAAAAGUAACUUUGAUUCCAAACAAGUUGACUAUGAUACCGAAAUCGAUAUCAAUAUUUCUGAGUUAGUUUAAUAUCUCAGCUAGAAAAUAUUCGUUUUGUUUUUUCAGCAUCAACCCAAUUUUCACAGCAUCAUCUUGGUCAAUUAAACCUACAUCUCCAACUUGUGCGAUAAUCAUUUCAGCGUGAGUAGAAAUUCAGGCUCUAACUGGCAAAAAAGGGUUUUAAGGAAAACCUUUCGCUCAGAUUGAAAUUCAUAAGUUUUUUUCAAUUUUUUAGGUACACUGAUGCAAUCAAUCCCGCACUUCAGAACAAUUAUAAUGCAUUUGAUCAUGUUAUCGGUGUAACUAUUCGAGGUAACCCACACAUCUAAACCUUUUUCAUAAUUGCAAAAUUUACAGAUGCUACCGAUGUAACUGGUGUUACAAAUAUUGUUUCUGCAUCUAAAAUGUCAGACGAUGAUGUUAUUAACGUUGCCAAUGCAGUUCUACAGUAUGCUGUAUAA